Prorocentrum cordatum is the source of this 3045-nucleotide messenger RNA. NCBI's taxonomy places the organism in Eukaryota, Dinophyceae, Prorocentrales, Prorocentraceae. The record is from the annotation of a GenBank genome assembly.
AUGCCCGCGCCGCUCCUCGAUCUUCUCGAGUCUGGGGUGGGCAGGCACACGAAGCGCGACCGCACGUGGCUGAAGCCAGUGGUCGAGGUGCUGGCGACCAACGGCAUCGAGGGCCCGGAGGACCUGGCCAAACUCAACGUCAGGGCCGCGACCUCCCAGCUCGACGGGCUGGUCGAGGGCAAGGUCGCUUUCCUCGAGCGCGCCGUCGCAAAGGCAACCCAGUCCGCCGAGCAGCAGGCAGCUGCCGAGGCCGCGGCGCCAAGCGGUUCACAGGAGCCGGCGAGCGCCCUCCUGCAGGCGCUCCAGGGCGGCCGCAAGCCAGCGGUCCACGUGGACAUCGCCGCAGGCCUGGGCGGCAUGACCUUGGCGGGCUUGCCAGCGUCGUGCUGGCCGUCUCCGCAACUGACCGACUGGGUGCAGGGCCAGGUCAAGGCCGCGGAAAGCAAGGGCAUCACGAAGCCCCUCCUCUACAUGCCGAUCAAGAAAUUUCCCCCGUACUACGCGGCGGACAAGAGGCAGCCCGACGACCCCGAGGGGGAGCGCGGCGUCGAGCGGUCCUUCGCGCAGGAGAUCGCUCGCGGCAUCUGCCGGGCGAGGGGCCCCGACAAGAAGCAGGGGGACCUGCCGAGCAUCCCGCAGCGGUGCGUCGCGUUUGACAGAUGGGCAAUCGUCGCGGCGCUCACCGGUCAGAUGCCGCCCACGGCGUCCAUGGCCCACAAGGAGGUCGCGAUGCAGCUCGCCCUGUCGGCGCGGGCCAGUGGGCGCGCGACCGCGAUCGCCGUCCUCUACGACGAGAUCGCCCGGCGCGAAUGGGCAGACCUUUCAGCGGGCCUGGGCACCUUCGACGUCGCCGCGGCCGCGCAGUCGCAGAACGCGGCCACCAUGCUCCGGGCGGAGCGCGAGUACGACGCCCGCGGGUUCCAGGCGGUGCACGACCGAGCUCCAGCGCAGUCGAAGGGCAAGGCAAAGGGCGCCGGCAGGGACCACAAAGGCGGCAGCGACCACAGCGCCAAGGGCGGCAAGGCCAAGGGCUACGGCAAAGAGCACAAGGGCAAGCCCGCGAACUCAGCCGCGGAGCCAGUGAGGGUCCGGGCAGGUGCAGUUCCCCCCAAAACAUCUUGCGCUGAUCUGAGUUGCUUCCAGUCGGCAUUCGACGCUGCGAGCGCGCAAGCUCUGCGCGGCGAAUCAGCGCCUGAUGAGGUCGAGGCGCUGCGUUUCACGCGUGAGGCGCUCGGCCGCCGCGACGCGCAGCCGAAGCGCACGGACGCGCAGUGCGAGUGCAUGGAAGCGUUGCGGUGGAGCGCCGCGCGUAGCCUACGCCAGUGCAUCACAGAACGCGAGGAGCGCGUUCGGCGCAUCGAAGCCCGGGCGGCGCACUUCGAGGCGUCCGGGGAGGCCGGGGCCGCGAGGAAGGCUGCGCCACCGGAAUUCAUGCCGCUUAUCGCAGGCGUCAACAUUCCACUUUUAAAGGAAUUGGCGCGUGAGUCUGAGUGGCACGAUGCAGAGUGCAUCGACUUCUUCUCGCGAGGCGCCCCUCUGUUGGGUAACCUAGAAUACAGCGGCAACGGUCGCGCGCUCAGCCCGGAAGAGCGCGCGGGCGACACUAGCGCUGAGGUAGCCCGUUCGCGUGCCAGCGCGCUCGCGUGCAACGACUUGAUACUUGCAUCAAUUCGCGAGGAUCCCCUCGCCAGCGAGCUGCUCCGCAAGACGCGGGAGGAGGCGGACUUGGGUAGGAUGUCUCCGCCGCGGGCUUUUAGGCCCGACAUCUCCGCGGCCGAGCUUGCCGCUGCUUGGGGCGAAACAAUUCGUCUGGUGCCCAGGUUCGGGGUCUCGCAACCGAAGCCCGACGGGUCGCUGAAAGUGCGCCCGGUGGAUGACUUCACGCGCUCCAGGGUGAGCGGCGCGUGCGCUCCCGCCGAGAAAUUAAGCGUAGAGGGCGCGGACCAGCUGGUAGCGGUCGCGCGCGCCUUCUUCGAGUUGCACGGCGCACUUCCCGAGCUGUGGUGGGCCGCUGUCAGUGUUUUCAAGGAGGGCGGCCGCCUGUGGUGCUCGCAGCACCUGGUCUGCCCGUUCGGCGCGCUAGCAUCUUGCCACGACUGGGACCGCGUGGCCGCCAUGCUCUCGCACUUCGCAAGGCGGCUCGCCAAGCUGCCAGUUUCGCGAUACGUAGACGAUUAUUUUGCGCCGGAUCGCCCCGGCGCGGCCGACCACGCCAUGCGGUGCUUCGCUCGCAUCGUCAGAGCCGCGCUCGGCAGCGACGCAGUAGCCGACGCGAAGCUGGCGCACGGGGCCCAGCUGGUCGUGUUGGGGCUGCUCUUUUCUUUCUGUGCGCAGGGCGUACACUGCGAGCCAGCGUGCGACAAGCGGCUCAAGUGGUCGUCCGCCAUCCGGCAUGCUUUAGAGUGCGGCACGUUGCACCAGGGCGCUGCGAAGAAACUCGCGGGCGCUCUCGCAUGGGCCGCGCAGCACUUGUUUAAGCGCUUGGGCAGAGCAAUGCUCCGCCCACUCUUCGCGCACCAGCACAAGCGCUCCAAUCGUAUCGGGCGGCCUCUCGAGCUCGCGCUGCACUGGUGGGCCCAAGUGCUCGAGCUCAGGCUGCGCGAAGUGGCCAGCUGGGAGCAAGGGGACAUGCCCGCGGCACGCAUGUUCUGCGACGCGCGGAGCACGCCCCCUCCUCUGACGCGGAAUUUCAAGCACAGACGCGACGGCCGGAUUAUGGGCCUCGAGGUCUUGGCGGUCGCAUUAGGCUUGUCGUCUUUUGAAGAGCGACUGGCAGAUCGGGCGCUGGAAGUGUUCUCGGACAAUUCGGGGGCCGAGAGGUCAGUGGCGCGCGCGAGCGCCCGGGACUGGGAUCACACAGUCCUCGUCCACGGCGUUGGGUCUCUCGCGGCUCGCAUGUCCCUGUCGAUGUGGGUGCACCGCGUCCCGUCCAAAAGCAACAUCUCGGACGGGCCGUCCCGCGAGGUCUACAGUCUCUUGCACCUGCUCGGCGCGCGCCAGGUGCCAGCGGCACUCGAUGCGCGGUUUCGCGCAGCCGAGGCCUGA